AUGUACUUGGUGGCGGGGGGCAGGGGGCUGGCCGGCUGCGGGCACCUCCUGGUCUCGCUGCUGGGGCUGCUGCUGCUGCUGGCGCGCUCCGGCACCCGGGCACUGGUGUGCCUGCCCUGCGACGAGUCCAAGUGCGAGGAGCCCAAGAGCUGCCCCGGGAGCAUCGUGCAGGGCGUCUGCGGCUGCUGCUACAUGUGCGCCCGCCAGAGGAACGAGAGCUGCGGCGGCGCCUACGGGCUCCACGGAGCCUGCGACCGGGGGCUGCGCUGUGUCAUCCGCCCCCCGCUCAAUGGCGACUCCAUCACCGAGUACGAAGUGGGCGUCUGCGAAGAUGAGAACUGGGAUGAAGACCAACUGCUUGGUUUUGAACCAUGCAAUGAAAAUCUUAUCUCUGGCUGCAAUAUAAUCAAUGGGAAAUGUGAAUGUGACAGCAUUCGAUCCUGCAAUAAUCCGUUUGAGUUUCCAAAGAAGGAUAUGUGCCUUUCAGCUCUAAAGAGGAUUGAAGAAGAGAAGCCAGAUUGCUCCAAGGCCCGCUGUGAAGUCCAGUUUUCUCCGCGUUGUCCUGAAGAUUCCAUUCUGAUCGAGGGUUACGCUCCUCCCGGGGAGUGCUGCCCCUUACCCAGCCGCUGCGUGUGCGACCCUGCGGGCUGUCUGCGCAAAGUCUGCCAGCCGGGAUACCUGAACAUACUAGUGUCCAAAGCGUCAGGGAAGCCGGGAGAGUGUUGUGACCUCUAUGAGUGCAAACCAGUUUUCAGCGUUGACUGCAGCACUGUGGAAUGCCCUUCCGUCCAGCAGGCCGUGUGCCCCUUGGAUAGCUACGAAACUCAAGUUAGACUCACAGCUGAUGGGUGCUGUACUCUGCCAACAAGAUGCGAGUGUCUCUCUGGCUUUUGUGGUGUCCCCGUGUGUGAGGUGGGAUCCACUCCCCGCAUAGUCUCUCGUGGAGAUGGGACACCCGGAAAGUGCUGUGAUGUCUUUGAAUGUGUUAAUGAGACAAAGCCAGUGUGUAUGUUCAACAACGUGGAGUAUUUUGAUGGAGAGAUGUUCCGAAUGGACAACUGUCGAUUCUGUCGGUGCCAAGGGGGCGUUUCCAUCUGUUUCAUGGCCCAGUGUGGCGAGCUGAACUGCGAGAGGUACUACAUGCCUGAAGGGGAGUGCUGCCCAGUUUGCGAAGAUCCAGUGUAUCCUUUUAAUAAGCCUGCUGGUUGCUAUGCCAAUGGCCAAAUCCGUGCCCACGGAGACCGGUGGAGGGAAGAUGAUUGUACCUUCUGCCAGUGCAUCAAUGGAGAAUCCCACUGCGUCGCGACAGCCUGUGGACAGAGCUGCAUGAACCCUGUAAAAGUGCCUGGGGAAUGCUGCCCUGUGUGUGAAGAACCAACCUACAUCACAAUUGAUCCGCCUGCGUGUGGGGAGCUAUCAAACUGCACCCUGACCGAGAAGGACUGUGUUUAUGGCUUCAAACUUGAUUCCAAUGGUUGUCGAACCUGUCAGUGCAAAAGCAGAGAGGAGCUGUGCACCAGCCUCAAAAGAGGGUGUACCUUGGAUUGUCCCUUUGGUUUCCAAACAGAUGCCCACAACUGUGAGAUCUGCCAGUGCCGCCCACGGCCGAAGAAGUGCAAGCCCAUGAUCUGUGACAAGUUCUGUCCACUUGGAUACCUGAAGAAUAAGCAUGGCUGUGACAUCUGUCGCUGUAAGAAGUGCCCAGAACCCGAGUGCAGUAAGAUCUGCCCCUUGGGCUUCCAGCACGACAGUCACGGCUGUGUUAUCUGCAAGUGCAGAGAAGUCCCUGCUUCACCUGGACCACCUGUCCUGUCAGAUGCGUGUCUGUCCAUGGAUGGCCAUCAUCAUAAAAAUGAGGAAAGCUGGCAUGAUGGGUGUCGGGAGUGCUAUUGUCACAAUGGACGGGAAAUGUGUGCCCUGAUCACAUGCCCAGUGCCUUCCUGUAGCAACCCUACCAUUCACCCUGGACAGUGCUGCCCGUCAUGUUCAGAUGACUUUGUGGUACAGAAGCCAGAGCUCAGCACCCCCUCCAUUUGCCACGCACCUGGAGGAGAAUACUUUGUGGAGGGAGAAACAUGGAACAUUGACUCUUGUACCCAGUGUACCUGCCACAGUGGACGAGUGCUGUGCGAGACAGAGGUGUGCCCGCCGCUGCUCUGCCAGAACCCCUCGCGCACACAGGACUCUUGCUGCCCGCAGUGUACAGAUGUACCGCUUCAGCCUUCCUCAUCCCAUAAUGAGAGCGUGCCUAGUUACUGCAAAAAUGAUGAAGGGGAUAUAUUCCUGGCAGCUGAGUCCUGGAAGCCUGACGUUUGUACCAGCUGUGUGUGCAUGGAUAGCGUAAUUAGCUGUUACUCUGAGUCUUGCCCUUCAGUAUCCUGUGAAAGACCCGUUUUGAGGAAAGGCCAGUGUUGUCCUUACUGCAUAGAAGACACAGUCCCAAAGAAGGUGGUGUGCCACUUCAGCGGGAAGGCCUAUGCCGACGAGGAGCGGUGGGACAUUGACAGCUGCACACACUGCUACUGCCUGCAGGGCCAGACCCUCUGCUCCACAGUCAGCUGCCCUCCUCUGCCCUGUGUUGAGCCCAUCAACGUGAAAGGAAGUUGCUGUCCAAUAUGCCCAGAAAUGUAUGUCCCCGAACCAACCAAUAUACCCAUUGAGAAGACAAAUCACCGUGGCGAGAUUGACCUGGAGGUUCCCAUGUGGCCCACACCUAGUGAAAAUGACAUUAUCCAUCUCCCCAGAGACAUGGGUCACCUGCAGGUGAACUACAGAGACAACAACAGGCUGCAGCAGAGCGAAGACUCCUCUCUGGACUCCAUCGUCUUGGUCGUGGUCCCCAUCGUCGUCUGCCUCUCUCUGAUCAUAGCAUUUCUGUUCAUCAAUCAAAAGAAACAGUGGAUACCACUGCUGUGCUGGUAUCGGACACCAACCAAGCCUUCUUCCUUAAAUAAUCAGCUGGUAUCAGUGGGCUGCAAGAAAGGAACACGCGUGCAAGUGGACAGCUCCCAGAGAAUGCUAAGAAUUGCUGAGCCCGACGCAAGAUUCAGUGGCUUCUACAGCAUGCAGAAACAGAACCAUCUCCAAGCAGACAAUUUCUACCAGACCGUGUGA
Messenger RNA from Elephantulus edwardii (Cape elephant shrew), 3114 nucleotides. It is a transcript of the gene CRIM1, whose product is annotated as cysteine rich transmembrane BMP regulator 1 (chordin-like). Bases 1 to 3114 code for a protein of 1037 amino acids. NCBI's taxonomy places the organism in Eukaryota, Metazoa, Chordata, Mammalia, Macroscelidea, Macroscelididae. The transcript has 17 exons. Gene Ontology annotation, cellular component: extracellular region. The record is from RefSeq and is a predicted model, not a curated record. Gene Ontology annotation, molecular function: protein binding; serine-type endopeptidase inhibitor activity.